Molecule: messenger RNA, 2730 nt
Organism: Sebastes umbrosus (honeycomb rockfish)
Lineage: Eukaryota; Metazoa; Chordata; Actinopteri; Perciformes; Sebastidae
Exons: 6
Coding region: 364-1083 (239 amino acids)
Source: RefSeq, a predicted model, not a curated record
UGAAUCGAUUAAAGUCGCCAUCUCGGAUAGUCUGGGUUAGGAUUACUUCAGGUGCUUCUUUGUUUGUAUUUAUCUCACUUUCUGGAGCUCAACCUUGUUAUAUUGGAUCUGUGACCACAUCCCAGCUGUUAGCUACAUUAACCAAUCAGAAGCGAGACUGAUGCACAUUUAAAGAAAAUGAAACCAAAGAGAGCAGUGCAGAGGAGGAGAGAGCUGCUGUGACCGUCUAUUUGUGAAGGUUUUUAGGAUGUACUAAUAGUUACUCUUAAAUGGCUUAAAACAAUCCUUGUUAUUUAUAACUCUGGAGACGUCUGUCCUUCCUUAAAGGUUCAACAUUGCUGGGUUUUAAGUCGACAACAAGAAAUGCUAGAAAUGCGUUUUCUUGGCAUUGUUUUGCUCAUUUUAUUAUGCGACUUCUCUCUGGGGGAUCCUGUUCCAGUAGAUACCAUCAUAGUGCAGGUCCAGCAGUGGGGAGUGUUGGGUACUCAGCGGGUCGUGGACCAGGUCCUUCUCAAUGGAGUCCCUCUUACUGGCAAAAGCCAGGAAGUUGACCUCAUUAUCCGAACCAUGUCAGCUGAUGCUCUCUUACUAACUCUUAUCAGUGUCUACCAGACUUCAGUCCAGAUAAACCACACUGUCCUUCGUUCUCGUGAAUGCAUACUGGAGGGGUCUAAGCUGCACUGGACCGACCGUGUGUUCUAUGAUGGGAAAGUCUAUCUGACUCUGGACCAUACUGACACAUGGACAGCCAACGUACCGGAAGCACUGGCCUUCAAAGUGUUGUGGGACCAGGAAGAGCAGCGCACAAAGACGGAGAGGACCAACCUUCAGGAGGGAUGCGUCAAGCUGAUGAGAGAACUGAGGCUUUCUGAGGAGAAAUCAGUUCCAUGGAUGCCUUAUCCUCUGUUUAUGAUCACAUUCUUGUCGCUUCUGGUGAUGGCAGGACUAACCAUAAUCAUCGUCCUCCUCUCCGAACAUGGUUUUAGGCACCCUGGAGGUGUUCUUGGCUCGAUUGUACAUUACCCCAAAGACAUGACUGAAACAGCUCCACACAUGAAAGGCAGCGGUUACCAUACCUUGUAAUUCAAAGCUCCAGCUGAGGAACAGGGUCACGUUUGAGCUUUCUACUGACUGAUGUAACACUUCCACUUCCUUCUGUGUACGGACGGUGUUGCUCCAUGAAUGUAACCAAACCUUUGCUACAGUACCAAAAGCCCACUGUGUGAAACACAUGUGGUCUGGAUUCCAAACUGCAUUAUUUUAUGCACUUUAAUGCAUGUUUCACACUUUACACUGGUGCUUUUAUUGCAUAUACUUUUAAUAUUCACACACUCACACACAAAGAAAUGUAAACCUGUUCACUGCCUGCAGUAAUGUGCAAGCUUCUUUUUGCACAAUUUAUAACUGUAAAGGCAGGCAUUUAAUAAUUUCUGGACUAAGCUAUUCAAGUAAACAACUUAUGUGGAAAUAUAUACAAUACAAAUGUCAAGCAUGUACAUAAUCUAAAGCAAGAUAAUGUCACACAUUGUCUUACAGUCUGUAGAUAUAACCAAUUAAAAGGAAUCUCUUAAAUGAAGCGAUUGAAGCGUUUGUAUCAACAAACAGUGCAACAUUGUGUUCUUUUGCCUCAUCAUAUACUUAUGAGAUGGUGUAGUGGCCGUUUAACCAUGGUCCAAGUUUCUUUUCUUUGUAUUACGGCGCCAUCUUCUGUUGUAAACAACAAAAAUAUACCUGCAUAAUACACUAUUCAAAAUCUACAUAAACUAUAAAAACAAACUGUUGUAUGAAUGUAAAUUAUAUUAGAACUUAUAUAUAACAUGAGACAACAACAUAAACAUUUGACCAAAUAUAGAUUUUUUUUUUAUUUAAUUAUUAUUUCAUUGAUGGUCAUUGGUGCUUUAAAUAUACAGUAUAUAUUUAUAUAUACACCUAAUUUUUCCAUUACUUGUGUACAUAACAAUCUGGUCUAUUCCUCACCUCUAUUUCUCCAGCUUUGUUGUCCUUGUCCCUAGCUGUUAUUACCGUGUAAGUACGCUCUGAAAGAUGCAUAAAACCAGAGUCAAAUUCCACGUAUGUAUGUACUUGGCGAAUAACAACUGAUUCUGAUUCUGAGGCUUAAGUGGCACUUACAGAUGGCUUAUAGCAAUUGGAAAAGAGUAGGACAGUUGGACCUCAUAUAUGAUCAUAGAUUAUGUGAUGGUUCCAUAAUGGUUUGGAAGUUUAAACAUUUGACAUUAUUUUCAAUAAUUAUUGUUCUAAGUCUCCAGAAAAAAAGUAAUUCUCUCACUGAAUACAAUCAACAGUUAAUGUUUUUAAAAAUACAAUCAAAAAGAGCUGUAUAAGCUGUCUCCGAUUAUCCUCCUACUUUCCUUGCACAUAAUCCUUCCAGACGGAUGUGAUGAGAUAUCUUUUGAUAUGUUUAUUCAGAGACACAAUGUUUCUUCUAAUGUCAAGGUUAGUCUCUAUGAUGUAAACAAUCAAGUGCUCAUUAAGAGUGAUUUAUUUUAUUUUCACUUUAUUUCCCAAACCAGAUUUAACAUGUUCACAAACGUUUAGUGGGAGACCACUGAGAAUGCAUGCUGUCUAUCUAAUUUAUUUUAUUUUCAGCAAUUUAUGCUUCCUGGUUGAUGCAAAGUGGUUGUUUAUUCACAAAGGAGUCAGUUUGUAUUAUUCUCUAUGUAUUAGUAAAGUAUUCUGAGUGUAUUAAUUAAAAUAAUCUCCAAAACAUAA